Messenger RNA from Dipodomys ordii (Ord's kangaroo rat), 582 nucleotides. Its product is annotated as keratin-associated protein 4-4-like. NCBI's taxonomy places the organism in Eukaryota, Metazoa, Chordata, Mammalia, Rodentia, Heteromyidae. The record is from RefSeq and is a predicted model, not a curated record. Gene Ontology annotation, cellular component: keratin filament. The transcript has 3 exons. Bases 1 to 582 code for a protein of 193 amino acids.
AUGGUCAACUCUUGUUGUGGCUCCACCUGCUCUGAGGAGGGCUGCUGCCAGCCCAGCUGCUGCAGGCCCCACUGCUGCAGGCCCCAGUGCUGCACCUCUAGCUGCUGCCGCCCCAGCUGCUGUGUGUCCAGCUGCUGCAGGCCCUGCUGCCAGUCUGUGUGCUGCCAGCCCUGCUGUCGCCCCAGCUGCUGCCUCCCUACCUGCUGCAUCUCCAGCUGCUGUAGGCCUUGUUGCCAGCCCAGCUGCUGCCGCCCCAGCUGCUGCAUCUCCAGCUGCUGCAGGCCUUCUUGCCAGUCCGUGUGCUGCCAGCCCUGCUGCCGCCCCAGCUGCUGCCGCCCCAGCUGUACUAGCUCCAGCUGCUGUGGCUCCAGCUGUUGCCGCCCCAGCUGCUGCAUCUCCAGCUGCUGCAGGCCCCAGUGCUGCACCACCAGCUGCUGCAGGCCCCAGUGCUGCAUUUCUAGCUGCUGCAGGCCCCAGUGCUGCAUCUCCAGCUGCUGCAGGCCUCAGACCACCUGCUGCAGGACCACCUGCUGCAGGACCACCUGCUGCCGCCCCAGCUGCUGCACUGAUUCCUGCUGCUGA